Molecule: messenger RNA, 714 nt
Organism: Cutaneotrichosporon oleaginosum
Lineage: Eukaryota; Fungi; Basidiomycota; Tremellomycetes; Trichosporonales; Trichosporonaceae
Source: RefSeq, a predicted model, not a curated record
AUGCGCGCCGCCCUGCUCCUCUUCGUUGCCUCGGCCCUCGCCGCUCCUCAGGACGCUGCGGCGGCCGCCUCGUCUCUCAUCUCGGAGGCCGCCAGCAUCGUCGAUUCAGCCGUCUCGGCCGGCUCCAGCGCCUUCGCCUCUGUCACUAGUGUGGUCGGCAGCGCCGCUAGUGCCGCCAGUUACCCGAGCGCCAAUGCGAGUGCCUACCCGAACGCCUACACCACCCCGGCGGGCACCAAUACCACGGCGACCGGUAACAGCACGGCGGCGGCCCCCGCGCUUGCGCCUGCCGUGCCAAUGUGGCUCCGGAUCCGGCUCCGCCCCGGCUCCCGAUACCGGCUUCGACUCUCCCACUCCUGCCAAGCCAGCACCCUAGAGCCUUCGACGGCGUGGCCCGUCGGCAUCGCGCUGACCAUCUGCGCCAUCCCCGACUUGUACUUCGUUUGGCUCGGCCUCGAGGUGAGCAGAGCCUGGAGGCGCCAGGAGCGGGAAGCGCCCGUCCUGCGCUGGCGGACAUACAUCACCAGGACGACUGCUGGCGCCGCAGCCUGCGGUGCAUCCGGCAUCGGUCUCCUGUCCAUUCUUCUCCACAACCGGAAUGUAUUCUCCUCCUCUAUGAUCGUGAAUAUCAGCCUCCACGCUUCGGUCGCUGUGCUGGCGCUCAUGAGCGUUGGCUUCGAGAUCGGCUUCCGCUCCUCGGUGCCGGCGUCUUGA